GCCUGGAGGGAGGGGGAACCAGGGACCAAUCAGAUGUUGACACGAGUGAGUGAGACCCUUUCUAUAAAACUAGGUUUUCCCCCAAAAUCUGUGUGAAGUAUCCACAGUGUCAGUCCAAUACAGUCCACGUGUCAGCUGAAGGACCUGAUCAACCUUUCGGCCAGGGUCUCCUCCCACUAUAGCUAGCUCGUGUCAUGUCGUCUUCAUUGUCGCCUUGGACCUGUUCCUGGCACCUCAUCAUGCUUCUGGUGACUGCUCUGCUGGUCAGCUGUGCCUGGAGUGCGGAGAUAUCCUCUUAGCUACGUCACUGGAAUUUCUAGGAAGUAGGAGCUGAUAGAAUAAAAAGGCUGUGAGCUGAAGGCAAAGGGCACACUGUGACUGGCAGCUCUCCACUGCAUCUUAGCAUAAGAAUCACCACAGUGACUUAGCAAAGGAAAACAGUCGCUGAAGACACAUCUUUACCAGGCUGCUACGUAGCACCAGGCAUCACAGCCACAAUCUCCAUUUCUUCAAAGAGCAAAGUGAAGAGAAGUUCCCCAGAAACAUGAUUGGCCUGUGGUUCCUCUCUGUUCUCACUUACGGACUUAUGGUGCUUGAGGAGGGCAAUUGCUGGACAUACCACUAUUCAGAAAAAAGCAUGACCUAUAAGCUUGCGGAGGAAUGGUGUAGGAAACACUAUACAAAUAUGGUUGCCAUUCAGAAUAAGGAGGAAAUUGUCCAUCUGAAUGCAUUUCUACCCUUCAAUCCAACUUAUUACUGGAUUGGAAUCAGAAAGAUUGAUAAUGAGUGGACCUGGGUUGGAACAAGAAAACGGCUGACUGAAGAGGCUAAAAACUGGGCUGAGGGUGAACCAAACAACAAAAAGAAUGAUGAGGACUGUGUUGAAAUCUACAUCAAAAGAGGGAAGGAUGCAGGCAAAUGGAAUGAUGAAAGAUGCAGCAAACAGAAGGUUGCCUUGUGCUACGCAGCUUCCUGUAACCAGUCUUCCUGCAGUGGCCAUGGUGAAUGCCUGGAGACCAUUAACAAUCAUACCUGCCUCUGUGAUGCUGGAUUCUAUGGGCCUGAAUGCCAGCAUGUUGUGACUUGUGACCAACUAAAAGAACCCGAUCAAGGGACGCUGGAGUGCAGCCAUCCACUGCAGAACUACAGCUACAACUCAUCCUGUGAGGUUCAGUGUGCAGAAGGCUAUGAAUCAACUGGGUUUGAACCAGUUUGGUGUACCUCUUCCGGAAACUGGUCUGCACCCACUCCAGCAUGUAGAGUUGUGCAGUGUGAUGGCUUAAAGGCUCCAGCUCAUGGCUCCAUGACGUGUUCUCCUGCCUCUGGGAACUUUCUGUGGAAUUCAACCUGUGAGUUUACCUGUGAAGAAGGGUUUGUGUUGAAGGGAUCAGACAGGCUGCAGUGCGGCGCUUCUGGAGAGUGGGAUGGACAGCAGCCGGAAUGCGAAGGAUUGAACUGGAUCACUAAAAUACAGUGGUAGACUAGCAGGCCACUGCUCUGAUCACUAGAUAACACUUCCUCAUUUACGUGCACUGUGAAUGAGUAAAACACUGACAAACUUAAUACCCUUGGCUCAUGGGAUUGUAAAU
This is a messenger RNA of Mauremys reevesii (Reeves's turtle), 1589 nucleotides long. RefSeq names its product E-selectin-like. The coding region runs from base 545 to 1480 and encodes 311 amino acids. Gene Ontology annotation, molecular function: oligosaccharide binding; sialic acid binding. Lineage: Eukaryota; Metazoa; Chordata; Testudines; Geoemydidae. The transcript has 8 exons. The record is from RefSeq and is a predicted model, not a curated record. Gene Ontology annotation, biological process: heterophilic cell-cell adhesion; response to cytokine; leukocyte tethering or rolling. Gene Ontology annotation, cellular component: membrane; external side of plasma membrane.